This is a messenger RNA of Otolemur garnettii (small-eared galago), 3159 nucleotides long. It is a transcript of the gene ZSWIM9, whose product is annotated as zinc finger SWIM-type containing 9. The coding region runs from base 124 to 2841 and encodes 905 amino acids. NCBI's taxonomy places the organism in Eukaryota, Metazoa, Chordata, Mammalia, Primates, Galagidae. The transcript is spliced from 3 exons. The record is from RefSeq and is a predicted model, not a curated record. Gene Ontology annotation, molecular function: zinc ion binding.
CCCACUUAGACAGAGUCACCAGCACCAACUGGGCAGGCUGAGAAUGGAGAAUAGGAGAUAUUCCCUGAGUGGGGAUGGAUCUGAUAUCUAGCUGUUCUUACCACUUCCACUCAGGCCCCCAGAAUGGAGCAGCCAGAGCCUCCAGCCUGCACAGCAGCUGGGCAGGAGGAACAGGAGCUGCGGGAACGGGCCUUCUUCUCAUGGGCAGAGUUCAGCUGCUUCUUCGACGCAUGGUGCCAGCAGCGGCUAGCACUCUUCUUCGUCAAGAGUUCCAUGCACCUGGCACGCUGCCGGUGGGCCAGCACACCCCAACUCUACACUCUCAUCGAUGUGCUCAAGUACAGCUACGUACGGCUGGUGUGCAAGGAUGUCCGUGCACCCGCUCGGCCCACCGUGGGGCCCCCCCAGCGCGGCUGCCCGGCCUUCAUCAUCGUCAAGCUGAGCCCGCUGCGGGACCGCCUGGUAGUGACGGAGUGCCAGCUGACCCACUCGCACCCAGCCUGCCCGCUAGAGUUCGCCUAUUACUUCCGCCCAGGCCACCUGCUGGCCAACUCCUGCCUGCCUGUGCGUACCACCAACCAGAUCUCCAAGCAGUUCGUGGCCCCGGAUGAUGUGCGCCGCCUGCUCUCCUACUGCAAGGGCCGUGACCACGGUGUCCUGGAUGCCCUGCACGUGCUCGAGGGGCUCUUCCGUACGGACCCUGAAGCCAAGGUGAAGCUGGUAUUCGUGGAAGACCAGGCAGUGGUGGAGACCGUGUUCUUCCUUACGUCGCGCACCAGGGCGCUACUGCGGCGCUUCCCGCGCAUUCUCCUGGUGGACCGCCUGCCAGGGCUGCAGGGCGCGCUGGACUUGGUGGCCGUGCUGUGCGUAGAUGGCGCAGGGCGCGCUCGCCAGGCUGCCUGCUGCGUGGCGCGCCCAGGCACGCCAAGCUUGCUGCGCUUCGCGCUCGCUUCGCUGUUGCAAAGCGCUCCUGACGUCAAGGGCCGCGUGCGCUGCCUCACAGCUGGGCCUGAGGUGGCAGCCCAGCUGCCCGCCCUGCGCCAGCUGUUGCCCUGCGCGCGUGUGCAGAUCUGCCGAGCACAGGGCCUCGAGACGUUGUUCAGCAAGGCACAGGAACUGGGUGGCGCCGGCUGCGAGGACCCCGGCCUAUGGCCGCGCCUGUGCCGCCUGGCUGGGGCAUCAUCGCCCGCCGCCUACGACGAGGCCCUGACGGAGCUGUAUGCCCACAGCCCAGCCGCCUUCGUCGACUACUUCGAGCGUAACUGGGAGCCCCGCCGGGACAUGUGGGUGCGCUUCUGCGCCUUCGAGGCAACCCGGGACCUGGACGCGUGCGCCCUGGUCCGCAGUCACCGCCGCCGACUGUUGCGUCGCCUUAGCCCCUCGCUCAGCGUGGCUCAGUGCCUUCGCGACCUGGUGGCCAUGCAGUGGGCUGAUGCGGCUGGGGAGGCAGCGCCCGAGGGUCCUGACGGAGGUGGGGAGUGGCUGGAGGGUGAAGCAGGGACAGGGGUCCAGGUGGAAAAUGAAAAAGUGAGGAACUUGGAGACCGGGGAGCUGGGAAGGGCUCUGAAAGAAGGAAGUAUUUGGAGAGGGCCACAGAUGGAGAAAGAGAGGGCAAGAGGACUCGAGAUCACAGAGAGGGGCGGGACUCAGUUAGAAAGCGAGAAGGGGAGGGGGCUACAGAUCAGAGAUUGGAGAGGAGUCCAGUUGGAGAACCGGAAGGUGAAGGGGCUAGAAGGGAGUGUCUGGAGAGCGUCCCAGUUGGAGAAAGAGCACUUGAAAGGGCCAGAGAUCAGAGACUGGAGGGGGGACCAGGAGGAGGAGCAGGGCCUAAAAGGAUUGGAAGGGUUUACCUGGAGGACGGCCCAGUUGCAGGAUCGAAGGAGUAGGCUAUUGGAGAUCCCAGAUCACAAGGGGACCCAGUUUGAGUAUGAGAGGGUUAGGGGUCUUGAAGGAAGCUCCUGGAGAAGGGCCCAGCUGCAUAAUGAAAGGGCAAGUGACUUGAAAACCAGAGAGUGGAAAGGGCCCCAGAUGGAGGCAGAGAAAGGUAGGGGGCUGGGAGUCAGAAACUGGAGGGGGACCCACUUGGAGAAGCCCCUGGCCCUGGAGUUGGCCCCUGAGAACGGAGAGCAAAGGGGGCCCCAGUGGGGAGAUGAAAAGAAGAGAGGGCCAGAUAUUGCAGAUGAGAGGGGGGUGAGAUUGGGGGUCAAAAGAAGGGGCUUCGAGGACAUAGUUUUGGUCCAGCUGGAGGACACAAGGGUUACAGGUGUGGAGAAUGGGGAUGGAGGAAGAGCCCAGUAUUUGAGUGCCAAGAGCAGGGCAGGAAAAGGGAUGGAGUGGGAAGAUAAAGGAGGGAGGUGUCUGGGGCUAGGGAAUGGAGCUGUUUGUGGUGCUUACAUGGGGACUGUAUGUGAAGGCCAUCCAGAAUGGGCAGUGACAAGGAGUUCUGCAGGUGAGAACCUGCAGGAAGGAGGCGAAGGAGAAGGCUCAAGGGAACCAAAGACUCUCUGCCAGGCCUCAGGAGAGGAGGAGGUGGAUUGGGAGCCCCUGGCCAAAUUCCGAGCAGCCUGUGGACCAGAGCUGGCAGACCUAGUAGCUGAGGAGCUCACCUUUGCCAGGCAGCAUGGGACCCGGGGUUUCCACUGGACUGGAGCUGGCUUUGCCCUUAAAGAUGGCACCUCAGACUUCUAUCUGGAUGGGGCCCUGACGCGCUGCACCUGCUCAAUCCAUGCAGCGCGACGUCUGCCCUGCCGACACCUCUUUGCAGCACGCCUCCUCACUGGCGCAGCCUUAUUCCAUGUGGACCUCCUCAGGGAUUGCUGGGGGAGAGCCCCAGAGCCCUGACCCUUUGGGUCCCUGACUACCUCACUCCACUGUGAGUGCAGGAGGGCUUUCUUCUAUCCCAAAGAUAACAGGGCUGAGGCCCAGGAGACCAGCCCAGUCCCUCUGGCCACCUCUUGGGUCAUCCAGGAACCUCAUCUUGGCAGUUUGCCUCUCUGGAUCCAAAGGGAAGCUGACAUAGGUGGGGGAGGUGUUGAUGACCAGGGUGGAUUCUGAGGGCUUCCCUCAGGAGAGGAAAUGUAUCUGAGAGGUGUAGACAGGGUCAGGCUAAUGCAGAACGAAGGAAAAGGGGGUGGGGGGGUGCUGGACAACAGGAGAAAG